Molecule: messenger RNA, 872 nt
Organism: Amphimedon queenslandica
Lineage: Eukaryota; Metazoa; Porifera; Demospongiae; Haplosclerida; Niphatidae
Product: ankyrin repeat domain-containing protein 29-like
Exons: 2
Coding region: 20-832 (270 amino acids)
Molecular function (GO): protein binding
Source: RefSeq, a predicted model, not a curated record
UGAUGGAGUGAAUGCUUUUAUGGCGGCUUGUAAAAAUGGCCACACUCAAAUAGUUGAACUGUUGCUUAAAGAACAAAUUGAUUCUAAUGUUCAAGCGAAUAAUGGAGUGAAUGCAUUUAUGUUGGCUUGUCAAAAUGGUCACACUCAAAUAGUUGAACUGCUGCUAAAAGAACGAGUUGAUCCCAAUAUUCAAACAAAUGAUGGAGUGAAUGCUUUUAUGUCUGUUUGUAAAAAUGGUCACACUCAAAUUGUUGAACUCUUGCUCAAGGAACAAGUUGACCCUAACGUUCAAACAAAUGAUGGAGUGAAUGCUUUUAUGUUGGCUUGUAAAAAUGGUCACACUCAAAUAGUUGAACUGUUGCUAAAAGAAAGAGUUGAUUAUAAUGUUCAAAAGAAAGAUGGAGUGAAUGCUUUUAUGCUGGCUUGUAAAAAUGGUCAUACUCAAAUAGUUAAACUGCUGCUAGAGGAACAAGUUGAUCCUAAUGUUCAAAGCAGAAAAGGUCAUACUGCUUUAAUGAUAGCCAGUACUAAAGGACAUUAUGAAGUAGUUAAGUUGUUAUUGGAAUGGAAAGUUGAUCCAAAUAUUAAAUCUAAUGAAGGCUACACUGCAUUGUUUUAUGCCAAGACUGAUGAAAUAUCUGCAUUAAUUAACAAUUAUUUGAAAGGUGUCAUAAAAUUUAAGGAAGACGUUGCGGCUAGUGUAGACCUAUAUUCAUUUCCAUCUCAAAGAACAGUUUCCAGUGGAUAUCAUACAGUAUCAAAUAUUAGUAUCGUAAAAAGUUAUCCUUCAACAGAUACUUUAGGAAAAGGAGACUUUACAGAUAAGAAGUGAUAUUUGAUGCCUCAGCCUUAAUGCUACUGCCAAAGAAAGA